This is a messenger RNA of Poecilia latipinna (sailfin molly), 2223 nucleotides long. Its product is annotated as complement C3-like. Gene Ontology annotation, molecular function: endopeptidase inhibitor activity. The record is from RefSeq and is a predicted model, not a curated record. The transcript has 17 exons. Lineage: Eukaryota; Metazoa; Chordata; Actinopteri; Cyprinodontiformes; Poeciliidae. Bases 85 to 2208 code for a protein of 707 amino acids.
GGGAAGUGAAAGUCCACACAGAAGGAAGCGGCUGCAUGACGGAAACCUGCUGCACCAACAGUCAAUACGGGGUCAGGCUGCAGGAUGACGAGGACACAGCAGUGGUGGUUGUUUACCUCAGUGGCUUUUAUUUCUGUGAUUUCUAGGACAGCAGCAGCUCCAAUGAAGGUGAUGUCUGCCCCCAACCUGCUGCGGCUGGGAAGACCACAAAACAUCUUCGUGGAGUGCCAGGACUGCCCCAGUGAGAACAACUUCACCGUCGGCAUCAGUGUGAUGAACUGGCCGACCAAAUCUCAAAGACUUGCACACGCCUCUGUGAACCUCAACACUGCAAACAGAUUUCAAGGCUUUGGGGAAGUUGAGAUUCCUGCUGACGACUUCAUUCGCAGUCCAAACUUAAAGCACUAUGUGUAUCUGCAAGCUCAGUUCCCCGAUGCAAAGCUGGAGAAAGUCGUCCUCUUGUCCCUGCAUGCCGGCUACAUCUUCAUCCAGACGGACAAAGCGCUCUACACGCCCAACAGCAAAGUUCAUUACAGGAUAUUUGCGAUGACGCCUGACAUGAAGCCUGUGGAGAGAGACAACAUGACCCAGAUGGACGCUUCUGUUGCCAUUGAGUUUGUGACCCCUGAAGGUGUCAUUCUACCGCUGGAUCCAGUCGCUCUGAGGUCAGGAAUUCAUUCUGGAGAUUUUCAACUUGCUGAAGUUGUCAGUGUUGGACUUUGGAGAAUCGUGGCGAGGUUUCAAAGCAUACCACAGAUGAGCUACUCUGCAGAGUUUGAAAUCAAAGAAUACGUGCUGCCCAGUUUCGACGUCAAACUGAUACGCCGAAGUUCGUUCUUCUUUUCGGACAGCAAAGAACUCCACGUAGACAUCAAGGCCACGUACAUGUUUGGUGAAGAUGUAGAAGGCUCUGCAUAUGGAGCUUUUGGAGUUGUCCAUCAAAAUCAAAAGAAGAGUUUCCCCAGCUCACUUCAGAGAGUGCCGAUCGAGAGAGGAGAAGGAGUGGUGACCCUGAAGAGAGAACACAUUACUCAGAGCUUUGAAAACUUCACCGAUCUUAUGGGCAGCUCCAUAUUUGUGGCGGUCAGCGUGCUGACGAGCGACGGUAGUGAGAUGGUGGAGGCAGAGCUGAGAGAUAUUUACAUUGUCAUAUCACCGUACAUCGUCCAGUUCUCCAAAACACCCAAAUAUUUCAAACCGGGAUUGUCUUUUGAUUUUGCGGUUGAGGUUCUGAAUCCCGACGGCACUUCAGCACAAGGAGUUCCUGUUGCGAUCGAUGAAGCUGAUGUUGAAGGCGUUACUUCUGCCAACGGCAUGGCGAGACUUUCAAUCAAUACGCUGGAAAACGCCGGACCGCUAAAGAUCACAGUAAGGACCAAAAAUCCUCGAAUUUCAGCUGAACGACAAGCGUCGGCAAGCAUGACUGCUCUGCCUUAUCGCUCAACAAGCAAAAACUACAUCCACAUUGGAGUGACAACAGCAGAAGUAAAACCAGGAGAUAACCUGAAAGUGAACAUCAACCUCAACAAACAGGACAAUCCAGAAAACGACGUGACAUAUUUGAUCCAGAGCAGAGGUCAAUUAAUAAAGCAUGGACGCUUUAGAGCGAAAGGUCAAGUGAUGAUAUCCAUGACCCUCACCGUUACCAAGGAGAUGCUGCCGUCAUUCCGCAUCCUGGCCUUCUACCAUCCCAAUGACAACGAGGUGGUGUCGGAUUCAGUCUGGGUGGACGUGAAGGACUCCUGCCUCGGCUCGCUGAAACUAGAGCCACUGAAACUUUCCGCCUCCUACGAACCUCGGAGAAAGUUUGACCUGAAAAUCACAGGAGAUCCUGAGGCCACAGUGGGGCUGGUGGCCGUGGACAAAGGCGUCAUCGCUCUUAACAAGAAAUACCGUCUGACGCAGAAAAAGGUGUGGGACACAGUUGAGAACCACGACGUCGGUUGCACACACGGCGGAGGAAAGGACAGUAUGAGUGUGUUCUACGAUGCUGGGCUGCUGUUUCAGUCCAACUUACAAUCCGAGACGCCGCCUAGACAGGAUCCGACGUGCUCAGCCCUCCGGAGGAGGAAACGGGACUCCGCCCUGGUGAACGCCACCACCGAAUUAUGUAAGAGCCGUCACAGAAAGCAAGAGCAAUCUGCAUCCACGUUUGACCUGAGUCGUCUUCUCAGACAGUUUUGGCUUUUUAGACUUAUUUCAUUGUAAAUACAUCUUGUGUUU